AUGGAAAUUUCACAAGCUGCCCCAAUUCCCUCCUCAAAUCCUGCAAAUCGGCGAGGCCUUUUCGGUAUUUUCACUCCAGCUGCUUCAGAAGCUGUUGUCGCUGCUUUUUCUACUUCUAUUCACACCCUUAAAGCUAGCUCGCGAAUGUAUGCUGAGAUGAUGGUGAUUUUUGAUCUUCAUGUUCUAUGGUUGAUGGCUUUGUUUGUGUGGUUUAGUGAUGCCUAUGGGUUGUUCGUCUUAUGUGGCACCACUUGGGUCCUGACCGGGCCCGCGGGCCCACUACACUUCCUAGCUGGCGGGCCUGCUGGAGAACUUCACUCUGAAGAGGGCCAUUUUCGCAAAGGCAACGAGAAUGCAUUCGAACACCCAUCGGAUUUAGAUAUGACUUUCACUGCAACAAUUAGUCCAUCAGAAAGCACCCCUUUGAAAACCGAACCAAAGCUGCCGUUUCCAAGUAAGUUUGUGUCGCUGAAGGCAUCAGUUCCCCUAACAAGUUGUAUGUAUGAGAUUCUUCUCCAAGUAACACCAAGCGAAACAUCAUCAGCAGGAGCAAGCCCACUUUUUGGCUUUCGUGUCCUCACCAACACAAAUUAUUCCCAGUGCAUGGAGGCACUUGAAAUCUCUGAUCUCCACAAAGAGCAGAGUUGUGAAGAAAAGAUUGAGCAGAAUUUGAGGCCCUCUAAGGACUCCGGGAUCAGCCCCGAAAGAUUAUUGUUAGAUAAAUCCAAAUCCCUCAAGGCUCUAAUAUUCCCCAGUGAUGGAGGAAUGGAUCUUUCAAAUUUAUUAUCCGACAAAAUUAGAAACAAAUGUGCCUGGAAAAUUGUAAGAGAUUUUGAUAAAUUCCCAAUGGAAUCAGGGAGGAUGCCGUUAAGUGGGUUGGACGAAAUCUCUAAAUCCUCCAAAAACUGGCAAUUAGAUAAUGAAGAGAUAAAUCCUAAUCCGCUGAGAGAAUUACCCCAAAUGCGAAGUGUCCGUAAGAGCCUUAAGCUGCCCAAGUUGGGUAUGGUGCCACUGAAUGAGUUAUUUGCCAAUUGCAAUAGAUCUAAAUUGGAAGCAUUGGUGAUAGAAAUCGGAAUCUCCCCAUUGAGUUCAUUUCUCGACAAAUACAAUUUUUCGAGAUUUGGAAGAGAGAGCUCGGGAGAGAGGGGAAGAAUUCCAUAG
Messenger RNA from Striga asiatica, 1161 nucleotides. The record is from the annotation of a GenBank genome assembly. NCBI's taxonomy places the organism in Eukaryota, Viridiplantae, Streptophyta, Magnoliopsida, Lamiales, Orobanchaceae.